AUGGGGGACGCUCACCGGAGGAGCCGGGGACUCGGGGGUCUCUCCUCCAGGACCCGGGUCUCCAUGGAGACCAAGCUCCGGCUGCGGGUGGUCUUCCUGGACGAGAGCGAGCGCACGUUCGAGGUGGAGCAAAAGGUUUUAGGAGGCGACUUCUUCAACAAAGUGUGCGGUCACCUCAAGCUGCUGGAGAAGGAAUACUUUGGACUGGAGUUCAGACACCACAGUGGAAACUACGUUUGGUUGGAGCUGCUGAAGCCGCUGGCCAAACAGAUUAAAUACACCAGCGAUCUUUUCUUCAGGUUUAUAGUUAAGUUCUUCCCUCCGGACCCGGGGCAGCUCAAGAGAGGCCUCACCAGGUAUCUUUUUGCCUUACAGAUGAAACAGGAUUUGUCGAACAGCAGUCUGACCUGUAACGACAACAGCGCCGCCCUGCUGGUCUCUCACAUAUUGCAGUCAGAGCUCGGGGACUUCGAUGAGGAUCUGGAUUGUCAACAUCUAGAGAUGAAGCAGUACGUCCCCAACCAGGAAUAUCUGGACAACAAGAUCAUCAAGUUCCACAAGAGACACAGAGGUGCGUCUCCGGCAGACUCGGACAUCCACCUGCUGGAGGUGGCCAGGAAGUUGGACAUGUACGGUAUCCGGCCGCACCCGGCCCACGACGGGGAGGGGAUGAGGAUCAACCUGUCCGUCACUCACUCCGGAGUGCUGGUGUUCCAGGGAAACACCAAAAUAAACACUUUCAGUUGGGCGAAGAUCCGCAAGCUGAGUUUCAAGCGGAAACAUUUUCUCAUCAAACUGCACGACAAAGUGGGGCCGUCCUGUAAAGACGUUCUGGAGUUCGCCAUGGCGAGUCGGGACGUGUGUAAAUCCUUCUGGAAGACGUGUGUCGAGUAUCACGCCUUCUUCAGACUCGAGGAGGAACCGACGGCGAUUCACAAAACAGUGUUGUCCUGUAAGGGCUCCAGCUUCAGAUACAGUGGACGGACUCAGAAACAGCUGCUGGAGUGUUUGGGAUCCGGGGAGAAGAAGAGAACUUACUGUCAGUCGGACUACGAUCCCAGACAGUGUCGGUCGUCUCCUGAUCUCCUCACCGACGUCUCCAAACAAAUGUAUCAGGACUCACAUCCCUUCCUCCGGGCGACCCGUGCCUUGGCGCUCCAGUGUCAGAACGAGUUGGUCCCGCAUCAUCGAGGCGUAGACGACAUCAGGAGGGGGCGGGCUAAACGCAGCCAAUCAUCUGUGGAGGUUGCCCGGAAGCCUUGGCCUCUGUCCCAGGUCUCGCCCCUUUCUCCUCUGCACCAGUCAAGCCCCUCCCCGAAGACGAGAUCGGCCUCUACGUCUCUGAUGGAGGACGUGAGGGCCGGACGCAUCGAGAUGCAGCGCCAGGCCCAGCGGCUCGCCGGGGUCUACGGCAACCGGUCCAGACGUCGGCCCAAUCCCCAGCCAGACCCGGACGCCGCCCAGCAGCUGGUGCUUCUCUACCCAAACAGUCCUGCCUACCAGUACCGCCCCAUCCUCCCAUCAUUCCCAUCAGCUGGGUCCUCGCCGCUCAGCCGCUACCCCUACCUGACGGACUAUGUUGCCGUUUCGUCGCUGGAGCGCUUCCCGCAGCCACGGAGGCGGGACUAUGUGCCAACGGAAGGCCUAUCGCGGCCGUCCUACUACCCACUAGGCCAAGAUUCGCCGUCUGCCUCACCAAUCAGGAGGAGCCUCCGCCCCGGUGGCUCAGGCGGGUUGCCCAGAGUUUACCAGCAGGGAAGCAAUGGGGGAAGGUUCUUGAGCAUCGGACACACGGAGGCCGGCCAUUACAGUGACGACUGCAACUUCCUCCCGGGGCUACCUCGCCGCGUGGCGAGCCAACCAGAUGUCAAGUUCCAUCUCUCAAGGAGUUCGAACCCCGCCUUUAACCCCGCCUCUGAGUUCCGGCCCCUUGGGUACUACCCUCACCUGAACCGGCCCACCAGACCCACCUACCUCCCACUAAACUCCUCCCCUCUGCCACAGCGCCCCACGUCGCUUUGCAUGAUCGGAGGAACGACAGGAAGCUACAGCGACUCGGACCCAGAGGUUUUCUACCCAUAUUACUGCCAACCACCCCCACUGGGGAGGAUGGCUCGGUCCGCUGGUCUGGCCAGGAUGAGGUUUUCCUCUGGAAGCCUCCAACUAGACGAAGAGGAAGAGGAGGAGGAGGAUGAUGGAGCAGCGAUGGAAAAGGCCAAAAGGGUAAUGAGGAGUGAGGAGGAGAAUAAAGUGAGAAGUGAGAGAGGAGAGAUGAAAGGUCCGAUGAAGAUGACAGAGGUCACAUUGUAG
This is a messenger RNA of Limanda limanda (common dab), 2310 nucleotides long. Its product is annotated as FERM domain-containing protein 7. The record is from RefSeq and is a predicted model, not a curated record. The transcript has 12 exons. The coding region runs from base 1 to 2310 and encodes 769 amino acids. Gene Ontology annotation, molecular function: guanyl-nucleotide exchange factor activity. NCBI's taxonomy places the organism in Eukaryota, Metazoa, Chordata, Actinopteri, Pleuronectiformes, Pleuronectidae. Gene Ontology annotation, cellular component: cytoskeleton.